Messenger RNA from Sebastes umbrosus (honeycomb rockfish), 3850 nucleotides. It is a transcript of the gene ntn2, whose product is annotated as netrin 2. Bases 659 to 2563 code for a protein of 634 amino acids. Lineage: Eukaryota; Metazoa; Chordata; Actinopteri; Perciformes; Sebastidae. The record is from RefSeq and is a predicted model, not a curated record. Gene Ontology annotation, molecular function: protein binding. The transcript is spliced from 7 exons.
CUCCUUCUCCCUCUCCCUCUCUCUCUCUCUCUCUCUCUCCUGCUCCCUCUCUCCCUCUCUCUCUCCUGCUCUCUCUCUCUUGCUCUCAUACAUGGUUGUGUAAAUCUGGGUUUGAUUGUAAUGGGGAGUAGUCUACUCCGGGCUCUGCUGUGCUCUGCUUUUACAACCUUAUGGAUGUACUGGAACGCUUCUCAGUUUGGUUUGAGCUCCGGUCGCAGACGCACUGGUCCACCUCCUCCUCCACCUCACUUUUUGACUGUGUUUGUUGCGCGCGUUUCUCUUGUCCUCCUUUUUUAAUAUUGUAACGAGGUCGAGUGUGAGAAGACACUUUUGCGUUUUUGGAGAGGACAAUAUCUGACGGAGGAAAGAAAGCUAAUUAGUGUGGAUCUCAGGGGGGACGUCCUUUUUAAAUUGAAAGAACAUUCACUGGGAAGGGCUCUGGUCGGCCUGAAGUGAAGGGUCACUGAGCACAGACACUCUCCUUCCACUGACUCACAAUUAUACACACAUAGAGGAAAGUCUCACACACACACGCACAGACAUAUUUCACGACGACACACACACCUUCACAUUUACACACUCUUGGGUGCACACACACACACACAGACUCAUCCGUGCAGACACACAUUCACACACACACUCAGGCCCUCUGAGCAGGAUGAGGGAACCCUGGAGGUGCCUGUUGGGCCUGUGCCUCCUGGCAUGCUCAGCCUCCACCCACAGCGCCGCCAACCCCUUCGCCGGGCAGCAAACCCCUCCGGACCCUUGCUAUGACGACACAGGCGCAGCCCGCCGCUGCAUACCAGAGUUUAUCAACGCCGCCUUCGGCAAGGAGGUGGCGGUGUCCAGCGUCUGCGGCCGGCCUCCGUCCCGCUCCUGCAGCGUGGUGGAGCGGGGCGACGAUCGGCCCUCUGUGCGAACAUGCCAAAUCUGCGACGGGGCCGACCCUCGCCGUGCACACCCUGCUUCCUACCUCACCGACCUCAACUCGGCCCACAACCUCACCUGCUGGCAGUCAGAGAAUCUGAACACCUCGCCACACAACGUGACUGUCACCCUAUCAUUAGGUAAGAAGUUUGAGAUCACCUAUGUCAGCCUGCAGUUCUGCUCGCCACGACCCGAGUCCCUGGCCAUAUACAAGAGCAUGGACUACGGCAAGACCUGGAUGCCCUACCAGUUCUACUCCUCGCAGUGCCGGCGUAUGUACAACCGGCCCAACAAAGCGACCAUCACCAAGCAGAAUGAGCAGGAGGCUCUGUGCACAGAUGGCCACACCGACCUCUACCCGCUGUCUGGAGGACUCAUCGCUUUCAGCACUCUGGACGGACGGCCCUCCGGCAAAGACUUCGACAACAGCCCCGUCCUCCAGGACUGGGUGACCGUCACCGACAUCCGCGUGGUCUUCAGCCGGCCCCAGCUGCCCCGGGAGCUGGCACUGGGCGCCGGUAGCAACAGCGGAGCGAGGGACGACGACCCCGCGGCGGUGACGUCGACGCUGCCAACUUAUUUCUACGCAGUGGGAGACUUCCAGGUGGGCGGGAGGUGCAAAUGCAACGGGCACGGCUCACGCUGUCUGAAAGACAAGGAAGGCAAACUGGUGUGUGACUGCAAGCACAACACGGAGGGGCCGGAGUGUGACCGCUGCAAGCCCUUUCACUACGACCGACCGUGGCAGAGGGCCAACGCCCGCGAGGCCAACGAGUGCCUACCGUGCAACUGCAACCUCCAUGCCCGUCGCUGUAGAUUCAACAUGGAGCUGUACAAGCUGUCCGGAAGGAAGAGCGGAGGGGUCUGUAUGAACUGCCGCCACAACACCGCCGGCCGCCACUGCCACUACUGCAAGGAGGGUUUCUACAGAGACAUGGCCAGACAAAUCACUCACCGACGAGCCUGCAAAGCCUGUGACUGCCACCCCGUGGGUGCAGCCGGCAAAACGUGCAACCAGACGACAGGCCAGUGCCCCUGCAAGGACGGCGUCACCGGCAUCACCUGCAACCGCUGCGCCAAAGGCUACCAGCAGAGCCGCUCCCCCGUAGCCCCAUGCAUCAAAAUCCCAGUGGUCAACCCCACAGCUGUGGUGAGCAGCACAGAGGAACCAGCAGCAGACUGUGAGUCCUAUUGUAAGCCAGUGAAGGGCAACCUGAAGAUCAACAUGAAGAAAUAUUGCAAAAAGGAUUAUGCGGUGCAAGUGAAUGUGCUGGACAUGGAGACGAUGGGGGACUGGGCCAAGUUCUCCGUUAAUCUGGUGUCCGUGUACAAGAGCCGCGGCGAGCCCCUGAAGCGAGGCGACAACAUCCUGUGGGUGCACAUGAAGGACCUGGCCUGCAAAUGUCCCAAGAUCCAGAUGAGCAAGCGAUUCUUGGUGAUGGGCGGCGACGGCGGGAUGAGCACGGGUACGGGUCCGGGGGUCGGGCCCGGGGGCGGAGCCACCAGUCCCGGGGCGGAGCGCGUGGGCCUAAUGGCCGAUAAGAACAGCCUGGUGAUCCAGUGGAGGGACGUUUGGACGAGACGCCUGAGGAAGUUCCAGCGCAAAGAGAAGAAGGGGAAGUGCAGCAAAGCGUGAUGGGAAAGCAGCCCUACCUCUCCCCGUCAUCGCCCACCUUCAUGAACCCUUACCCAGUGACCUCCCCCAUGUCCUCCACCCAUCACGGGAACACUGCACAUUAGAAAGACUGCAUGUACCCUACCUGUUUUAAGGACCACGUUUUGUGUAUAUUGUAUAAUUAUUUUCCUUUUUAUUUUUCAAGGUUUGUCUUUGUUGUCUUUUUUUUUUGUCCAACUGGUUUGCCUUAAAAAGGGACCAUUAAAAAGGGUAUGAAGUGUAGACAAAAGCAGACGCCAUUCCCUCCCUCGACGACGACGACAGCGGAAACGUCCACUCGUCCCCGACUACGACCCUUCAGUCUCUCCUUCCUGUCAACACUGACUGUCUCCUGCCACUUUGUUUGACAUAUUCCACCCUUCACACACUCCUCUGAGGAUUUUAUCCAACAGUGUUUGUCACUGACUGAUUUCAGCAACCAGACAAGCUACACAUCCCUCAGCUUGGCCUCUCCUCACGUUUCAUUGUCGAAACAACUCGGAUCAGCUGACAACCUCUCAACAUUUGCUGUUAAAAUGUUCAUAAAAAAUGGGCCUACUUGCUUUAGGUCUCUGCAGUAACUUCUACAGACUGAAACUCUUGUUCCGUGAGGAACCAAGGGCUCCCUUUGCAGGGACGUUUUCCACAGCAAACCUCAGUCUAACCACCACUGCUGCUGCCACCAGACAGUCCUCACACAACAAACUGCUCUUAUAUCUGCAACUAUUUGAUGCCACUGCUCAUAGUAGAGUUUAUAUUCUCCGUGUGGCUACUUUUAUCUCAUCCAUCCCAGCAUAUCCUUAUUUGAGAUAUAUCCUUUUGUUUCAUUUUAAGCAGAACAAACCCUGUUAGCAUGUGUGAGUCACAUUCCAGGCCUCCGGGGCUGCGCCUCUUCACCACUAGUCCCUUCUCAUGAGCGGUUUAUAAAGUCAUGCUUCACCAUCAUGACUCAUUGCUUGUCACUUUUUUCUGGAAGAAAGAUUAAGCGGUGUGGACAAAAUGGCUGGAAUUACACAACAAUACCAAUAUUUCCAAGGAGACUUUUGCUUUAUGGAUAAUGUCUUCCGCUGGCCUUCCAGAUGUUGCCGUGUGGCCAAUGUCAUUUGUUUGUAUUUAAAUGUCUGAACAUUUUCCUGAUGUGUCCAGCGACCGGCAGGCUUUUUGUUUGCCGAAAUAAGAGAUUUGAAACGAGCGUUCCUUUUCAUGCAGUAAAAAAAAGAAAAAAAAGUCGGAUAAACAACAUAAUCGUGUAUUUUCUCUAGUGUAUUU